AUGACUCAAAACAAUGAUCUUCUUUCUUCCGAGUUAAACAAAUGGACUAAAAGCAUGCUCGUUGACUAUAUAGUGGCGCAGACUCUGCCCGUUGGUGUGAAGCUAAGUGACGACUUGUCUAAGUUUUUAAAAGAUUCUUCUUCUGAUCCUGUAUUGCCUCCGCAUGGAAACUCAGUUGAUAUUGCUAAUAUUCUCCAAUCCGUGGUUGUGGAGCUCAAAUCCGUGGCUCUUAGUAACGCUAAGCUACAUGAUAAGCUCAACCACCUCAAUGCGGCACCUAAUGCCCAAACUCCCAAAUCAAAUGCUCAACUCUUUAAAGUGCCAGUUGAUGUACACCCGAACUCGGUUACGGGUAUUCGUUCUACUCAACCCACAAAUCAAUUGACUGCCAGUCAAUCUUCGUCUGUAAAAUCAAAAUUCAUUGUUGGUUCUGUAAAGAACUCAUCUUCCAAGUUGUCAUCAGUGCCUGUGCGUAAGCAUGUUGAUAUUUUUGCAUCGAGGCUUGAUCCGAGUGUUACAACUGCCCUGCUAGAAUCUGAAUUAUUCAAUGGUUACCCAGACGUGACCAUCAACAAAAUGGUUACAAGGCAUCCAUCAUACUCUUCGUUCCAUAUUCGUCUGCCUGCGGAUAAGCUGGAUAUUGUCCUCAAUCCUGCAUUCUGGCCCGAUGAUGAUUCAAGACGCCACUCCAAAAAACUGAUAUCUUCAUGUUCGUCUACCUGUCCUCCUCUUAGUGUGGCAUACGCUCCACCCACUUUCAGAUCUGGUGUUGUGAAACACCGCGAAAAACUUAUCAGCCAAGGAGUGAAGCUACCCAUAGGCUACUAUCAAAACUGUAGAGGUCUUAGAACCAAACUUUGUCUUUUUAAAUGUAAUGUUGCUGUGUUUAAUUAUAUUUUCAUUUGUUUAACUGAAACGUGGCUUACUAAUAGCUUCCAAGACACGGAAUUAGGUUUACACUACUAUGUUGUAUUUAGGUGCGAUAGAAGUAGUCAAUCCAGUAAUUUUAGUAGAGGAGGAGGAGUUCUCGUUGCCAUUCGUAACGAUGUGGUCCAUAACUUGUUACCUGCACUCAUUAACAAUGUUGAAUAUUUAUUCGUUAAAUUUUAUGUAAAUAAUAAUGCUUAUAUUGUUUGUUCCGUAUACAUUCCUCCUAGUAGCCCUAUCCCGGUAUAUGAGUCCUUUAUGUCUGCUGCUCAAUAUAUUAUCGACGCCAAUCCUGGUUCCGUAUUUAUUUUCUCUGGUGAUUUUAACCUUCCUGACCUAUCCUGGUCUAAUGACGAUUUUGGCUUAAUUUAUUCUUCCUCUGGCCCUGUAGUCCACUGUGUUCCUGACGUUUUCGCAUAUAAUAACUUUUUCCAGCUAAAUCACAUACCCAACUCCAAUGGAAAUUUCCUUGAUCUAGUUUUUUCAAAUGAUUCUCGGAUCAUUAUAGAGAAAUCCGUUACUGGAGUGGUUCCUUGUGAUCCUUAUCACCCAGCCUUAGUUUUUAUGAUUCAUUUUGUAGAUGACUUACCAUCUAUUGAUAGAUGUCAUAAAUAUUAUAAUUUUCGUAAGGCCUGUUAUCCUCGUAUUAGUGCCUUCUUAUCAUCGUUUAACUGGUUAGAAACCUUAGCAACAACCGAUAUUGAUUCUGCUACGUGUGCAUUGUACGAUGCAUUGCAUUGCUGUGUUACAAGUUUUGUACCUUUAGUUGUUUUCAAACCUUCUAAAUUUCCAUCCUGGUUCUCUAAAAAUCUAAAAAACAUUGUUUUUGCCAAGAAAGAAAUGCACGCUAAAUACAAAGCAUCACGUAACCCUGCUGACUAUAACAAGUUCUCUAACCUGCGCGCUCAGUAUAAGUAUUAUUAUAAAAAGUGCUAUAAAACAUUUCUGGAUAACACUGAAAACAAGCUUAAAGUUAAUCCUCGUUUAUUCUGGGACUUUGUACGUAAGCGUAGAUCUAGCAAUGGUAUUCCCAACUCUGUUCACCUCAAUGAUCUAACUGCCACUGGUCCUGAAUCCAUCUCCAGUCUUUUCUCAUCCUACUUUAACUCAGUUUAUGUGCCUCCCCAGCAAGUAGCCUACCUGUUAUUCCAUUUGCGCAGCAUACUUUACCAUCUGACUGCAUCUUUAGUGUCGAUGAUGUCGAGAACGGGUUAG
Molecule: messenger RNA, 2142 nt
Organism: Aphis gossypii (cotton aphid)
Lineage: Eukaryota; Metazoa; Arthropoda; Insecta; Hemiptera; Aphididae
Exons: 2
Coding region: 1-2142 (713 amino acids)
Molecular function (GO): catalytic activity
Source: RefSeq, a predicted model, not a curated record